AUGCAGUCCGUGAUCUCUGCUGCUUCUUCCUCCCCCCUGGUCCAGUCCUCCGGUUCCGGCAUCUCGCCGGCCUCGAAGGAGAUCGUCGUGGGAGCCGCCGGCGGCGUCACGCAGGUUCUCAUUGGCAAGUCCCUGGGUCUUUGUCAGCCGUUUGAUAUCGUCAAAGUCCGCAUGCAAAACCGCGUCGACGGCGGUGCAUUCCAUAUCGCCAGUACCCUGUGGAAACAGGAAGGUCCGAGGAGUUUCUAUAAAGGCUCUCUCGCACCCUUCAUAGGAGUUGGUGCCUGCAUAAGCAUCGUCUACGGCUCCUUCCACCUCGCCUCCACAGCCCUGCAAACAUGGCAUGACCAACCCCUCUCGACCCCCCAGACCUACCUCGCCGGCGGCCUGGCCGGCCUGUCCAACAGCCUCGUCUCCGGGCCCAUGGAGCACAUCCGCAUCCGUCUACAGAUGCAGUCGUCACGGCCGGAGGAGCGCAUCUACGCCGGCACCGCCGACUGCGUUCGCCAGAUCCUGCGCCGCGGCGGUCUGUCGGCGCUGUACCGCGGCCAGACGGCCACCAUGCUUCGCGAGUUUCACAGCUACGGCAUCUGGUUCUCCGUGUAUGGGGCGUUGAUGGCGAUGGUGGUCGAGGAUGAGACGAGGAUGAGGACGGCUGCUGCUGCUGCUGCUGCUGCUGGGCAGCCUGAAGACGGCGAGAUCUCCGUUCCUCCCUGGAAAGUGGCGGCGUGCGGCGCCGUCACGGGCGAGGUCCUCUGGGCCCUGAAUUACCCCUUCGACGUCGUCAAGAGUACGAUGCAGGCGGAUGGCUUCGGGGCCGAGAGACGCUAUCGUACUAUGCGCCAUGCGGUGCGGCAUAUCUGGUGCGUCGAUGGCUGGCGAGGCUUCUUUCGUGGGUUGGGCCCGACGCUGGGCAGAGCUUUGCCGGUGUCGGCGGGCACGUUUCUGGUGUAG
Aspergillus steynii IBT 23096 is the source of this 954-nucleotide messenger RNA. RefSeq names its product mitochondrial carrier protein. Gene Ontology annotation, molecular function: L-ornithine transmembrane transporter activity. Gene Ontology annotation, biological process: mitochondrial L-ornithine transmembrane transport. Lineage: Eukaryota; Fungi; Ascomycota; Eurotiomycetes; Eurotiales; Aspergillaceae. The record is from RefSeq and is a predicted model, not a curated record. Bases 1 to 954 code for a protein of 317 amino acids. The transcript has 5 exons.